AUGCAAACGACUGCCCGUCUGUCCUCAGCCUCUGACGCAGCAACUCUACUCGGUCUUGCACAUAUCGACACCAGCAUGGCGGAUGAACCGGCUAACGGCGAGCAAGGGGUAACUGUGAAAAGGGCGAAGACGGCUGCGCUCGUUGCGCAGGUCUCCAACCACCAGAUGCGGCUUGAACUCCUGGAGGAGGAGAAGGUUAUGCUGCAGGCAGAGCUAGAAGAAACGAAGAAGUUACUGCAUACCUAUAGUGCUCGCUACACUGCAGUGUCGGAGCGGCUGGACAAGCAGGCUGACUUGAUCUCGGGGCUGCAGACGCUAGUCGCCGACCUGCAGGAGCGUUGCGUCUCGUCUGAUGAGUCGAAUGGUAGUGCAGAGGGUUCGGACUCCGAUGACGAGGUGCUUGACGAAAAGGAGAAGAGGCGGAUUGAAGACAGCGUCGCCGCAUUGAAGGACACUUCAUACCGAGAACUCGUUCGCCAGGCCUUUCAGACUCGCAUGGGCAUUCCAAACCUCAAACCGACGAGCCUGCCAUGGUGGCCGAAGGAUGGAGAGCCUUUACCGAUUGACCCCGCGACCAAGACUGAGCUGAUGCGCUUCCGCUGGGAUCUCGGGUGGGAUGCAGUCGAGAACUUUGAAAACAUCAGCACCCUGGUUAGAAUGAUCAUGCAGCAAGGUGGUGAGCUUGUACCCACCGCUGUAAAGGCUGUUCGAGCACUCGGAAGAGUUGAUGUCGAGGAUAGUGUCAAGAAGAAGUUUCUGGCACUGCAAAAAGCCUUGCGCGACGCACAUAAGAUUGAAGGACGUGGGCGAUCGGUGACUGCGCAGAUAGAGAUUGAUGGGAUUGAUGUGUUGCCGAGUGAAGAGGCGAACUCGAAGUUGCCAGCCAGAGGUCAGAAGAAGCCAUCGCAUAGGACCAGCCGCGCUAAGGGUGAACUUCAGGUUCGCGAGCGCAAACGUGCACAUCUGCCGAAGGAAUCAAUGUGGCAUGACCCCAAGUAUGAUGCCGCGUUCACAGACAGCUUGAUGUCCGACGAUGAGGACGAGCUAAAUGAGAAGGGAGAGUUCACCGGGCAUUAUAUAUAA
Sparassis crispa is the source of this 1083-nucleotide messenger RNA. RefSeq lists its product as hypothetical. The record is from RefSeq and is a predicted model, not a curated record. The coding region runs from base 1 to 1083 and encodes 360 amino acids. NCBI's taxonomy places the organism in Eukaryota, Fungi, Basidiomycota, Agaricomycetes, Polyporales, Sparassidaceae. The transcript has 3 exons.